Budorcas taxicolor (takin) is the source of this 540-nucleotide messenger RNA. It is a transcript of the gene LYPD6B, whose product is annotated as LY6/PLAUR domain containing 6B. NCBI's taxonomy places the organism in Eukaryota, Metazoa, Chordata, Mammalia, Artiodactyla, Bovidae. The record is from RefSeq and is a predicted model, not a curated record. Gene Ontology annotation, molecular function: acetylcholine receptor regulator activity. Bases 31 to 540 code for a protein of 169 amino acids. The transcript has 4 exons.
GUGUUGGACUUCCCCACACCUGGGGUCAGAAUGCUGCUCCUCUGUCACGUCCUCACGGUAGCUGUGGUCCAGACUUUUAUCUUCUCUGAAAACCGGGUAUUUGCCAAGAACAUCAACUUCUAUAAUGUGCGGCCUCCUCUUGAUCCUACACCAUUUCCAAACAGCUUCAAGUGUUUUACCUGUGAAAAUGCAGGGGAUAAUUAUAACUGCAAUCGAUGGGCAGAAGAUAAAUGGUGCCCACAAAAUACACAAUACUGUUUGACAGUACAUCACUUUACCAGUCACGGAAGAAGUACAUCCAUCACCAAAAAGUGUGCCUCCAGAAGUGAAUGUCAUUUUGUUGGCUGCCACCACAGCCAAGAUUCUGAACACACGGAGUGUAGGUCUUGCUGUGAGGGGAUGAUCUGCAAUGUUGAAUUACCCACCAACCACACGAAUGCGGUCUUCGCUGUGAUGCACGCUCAGAGGACGUCUGGCAGCGGUGCCCCUGCGCUCUACCUACCUGUGCUGGCCUGGGCCUUCGUGCUGCCGUUGAUAUAA